This is a messenger RNA of Scutellospora calospora, 324 nucleotides long. The record is from the annotation of a GenBank genome assembly. Lineage: Eukaryota; Fungi; Glomeromycota; Glomeromycetes; Diversisporales; Gigasporaceae.
AUGAUUUAUUCACUUUAUAUAAUCAGCAAAGCAGGUGGUCUUAUGUAUCAAAAAGAUUUUAAUGAAGGGCUAGCUCAUUUAACUGCUAAUGAAUAUUUGGUUUUAGCUGGUACUUUUCACGGAAAUUCAACUUCUUCUGGAUUAGAAGUUUUGGAAGCAGAUUCUUUUAAAUUGUAUUGCUUUCAAACGUUAACAGGCGGACGUACUUACGAUGUUUAUAGUGAUUAUGUUAUGAAAAAUCCUUUUUAUACACCAGAGAUGCCAAUUCGUAGUGAAUUAUUUGAUGUAAAUAUAGCCAAAUUGAUUAAGCAAGUUGGGAGUUAG